ACUGUCAAUCACUAGCUCGCUCUGUUUAUGGGGCAGGAAAAACGACAACAACAAUGGCAUGAGAAAAAAAAAACAAAUAACAAGACAAAAACAAAUAAUGGAAACUCGACAAGUCUUAAGAUAAAAAAACUGAUUAAAAAAGGGGCUCGAAAUAAAAAAAUAUGUUAAUCUAUAAUUGAAUGAACACUUUUUGGUAUGCAGUGAAACAAUGUCAUUUAAUCGCCACACGGAAUAUAAACAUCAACCACAUCACACCCAACAACAAUAGCUUUUUCUGUGUAGUGGCACCCAACCAACCCUUUCUCAAUAAAAAAAAACCUCAGAGCAACAUUAAUUACAUUUGAAUCGAAUUGAUCUAUGGAAAAUGUUACCUACCUAUGAACGAUUGAAUGGACCGAAAAUAUUAUUUCGCAUUGCCUUCUCCAAAGUAGCUAUAAGUGCUGUGAGUUUAGCUCUGGGUGCAUUUCUCUUCUGUAUCUUCUGGUCUGUGGUAUUCGAUUUUGAACGUGCCACCUUUACACACUGCGACGUGAGAAAUUACCUGCCAUCAAUAUCGGCGGCCAUUGGCAAUUAUGAACCACAGAAGACAAUUUGGCGUUUGGCCAUUGUACUGCAUUUACCUGUACGUCUGGCCGUGGCCCAUAUUUAUAUGAAAUACUAUAGAGAGCAAAUACGAAAAAAUCGUCGAUUGUUUGCUCACAUGGCUGUUAGCCUAAAUGUAAUUGAGAACAUUGCAUUGCUUUCGCUGUCAUUGUGGACAUCUUCGGAUAGCUAUGAAAUGCAUCGAAAUGCUUUUGUGACGUUCAUUGCUAGCAGUGAGCUCUACAUGUUGAUAUCCUAUUUUCUGAACAAAAAUGCCAGAAAGCUGGCUCUAACGGAAAAAGAGGAGAAAUCAACAAGGUUUAAAUUGUACUUUUUUCUAACAAAUCUGUUGGCUUUUUCAUUGGCUGGUUACUUUUUUCUGAGGCACAAUGCAAAAUGUGAACCAGGAGUUUAUACAUUAUUUGCCUUAUUUGAAUACAUAGUGGUCUUUUCAAACAUGGCCUAUCAUAUGACGGCAUAUUUUGAUUUCUAUGGCUAUUUUGUACAAUUCGAUUGGGAAAAUGGACUGUAUUUAUCGCACUUAUAGCUGUAGCUUUAAGAAAACUUUCUUUGUACUCUCUCUCUCUCUCUCCUUCUUUAAACUAUAUCAAAAUUUUACACCAAUUGGGGCCAUUUAUUUAACAAAAAAAAAAAAACUUUCUUAACGCAUUCUAAACAAAAUUGAGGUUAUGGUAAAAGUUUUUAAAACAAAAGCCAGCAGCAACUGCUUGAGCGGCGAAACGAAAAAAAUGUAUUAAAUAUGAAAUUUGUAUUAAUUUAAUAUUGCCAUUUUCAGGGAAUUAUUUAAAUAUGUUGUAUAUAUAGAAAAACAAACAAAUCGUACACAGACACACAUUAUUCUAAGUAGUUAGCUUGAUGGUAUUAAAGGAAAUUUUUAAUAAUAACGAAAAUAAUAUCAAUAAUAGUAUUGAGAUUUUGUCUUAAUUGAAUAAAAAAGAACUUACAUUAAGCGAAUGCAAUUUUAAUGCUAAGCAAUUAAAAGGUGCAAAAUAUAUGAUGCUUAUAUAUAUAAAAAAUGAUAAUUUUUUUCUUAAACCCCUAGUAUCUUAUACAAUUUAAAUUAAUUGCCACAUUUUCCAAAUAUCCUUAAGCAAUACAAUUGUGUGGGAAAAGUGUCUAAAAAAGAAAAAUGUUUUGAAAUACAAACAAUUUUUAUUAUUACGAAUUUUUUGUCCAAAUAAAGCAAAGCUCAAAAUCUUACAUAAAUC
Messenger RNA from Musca domestica (house fly), 1811 nucleotides. Its product is annotated as post-GPI attachment to proteins factor 2. NCBI's taxonomy places the organism in Eukaryota, Metazoa, Arthropoda, Insecta, Diptera, Muscidae. Bases 365 to 1129 code for a protein of 254 amino acids. The record is from RefSeq and is a predicted model, not a curated record. Gene Ontology annotation, cellular component: endoplasmic reticulum membrane; Golgi membrane. Gene Ontology annotation, biological process: GPI anchor biosynthetic process. The transcript has 3 exons.